AGGGAUGGAUUGUUAGGAAGCAUGUAAAUUUUGGCUCUAAAUUUCACUGAAGCAUUUUUUGCUGUUAUCAAAGCCAUGAUACUGAGGGGUGCAUCAGAAUUGUUAAAGCUCCUACUACAGAGUAGGGCUUCUCCUUGGUAUUCAACCAAUCAUGGCUCUUCAAUUCUGAACCUACUGUCAUUGCAACAAUCACAUGUGUCAACUUUAUCUUUGAAGUGCAAUGACAGGAAGCUUUUUUCACCCUCAAUAGAAAACAAUUCCUCAAGAGAUCUUUUUACCUCUGGUAGUGAAACUCAUUGUGGAUUGCAAAUUUAUAGAAAUAAUAAUUUUCUUAGACAAUCUAGUAAUACAUCAGGAAUUAUCUCAAAGCAUCAAUUUUGGAGAAUAAUGAACAAUAUACAGUAUGGAAAUCACCAGGUAUCUUCUUAUAUUUUUAUUAGUAAUUACACUUGUACCAGAGAGUUCAAAUUGUACCAUUGUAAAUCUGUACAGAAACGCAAUACUAGUCCCAACAUUAGAAUUAGUGAUGAAGUUGCAGACAAGUCUAGUAUUGACUGUCUGAAAGUGGUUGCUGUUGAAAAGCACACAGGAAAAUUUCCCACUACCAAUCCUUCACUGAGGACAAGUGAUGGCAUCUCCAACACGGACUUUGAUGUUCACUUGACCCCAGCUCAGAAAUUUGUGAAUGGUUGCCCACAAAGUUCACAGCCAUAUCUCCAACUGCUCAGAAUUGACAGACCAAUUGGCACAUGGCUUCUCUUCUGGCCAUGUGGCUGGGGCCUGGCCAUUGCUGCAGGACCUGGCUGCUGGCCCGACCCAUGGCUGAUGGCCAUCUUUGGCAUGGGGGCUUUGGUGAUGAGAGGAGCUGGCUGCACAAUCAAUGAUCUUUGGGACAGAGAUAUAGACAAGAAGGUGGAACGCACAAGAGAUCGUCCCCUGGCGAGUGGGACGGUGAACCUACUGGACGCAAUAGUGUUCCUAGGAGGGCAGCUGAGUGUGGGUUUGCUGCUGCUGCUGCAGCUCAAUUGGCAAGCAGUCUUGCUGGGCGCCUCAUCCCUGGGUCUGGUGUGCAUGUACCCGCUGGUGAAGCGAGUGUCCUACUGGCCACAGCUGGUGCUGGGCCUCACCUUCAACUGGGGCGCGCUGCUGGGCUGGUGCGCUGUGCACGGCAGCAUCUCGGCCUUGCCGGUGGUGCCGCUCUAUCUUGCCGGCGUCUGCUGGACUCUCAUCUAUGAUACUAUUUAUGCACAUCAGGACAAGGCUGAUGACGCAUGCAUAGGCAUCAAGUCAACGGCGCUGAAGUUCGGCAGCAACACGCCGGUGUGGCUGAGUGGUUUUGGUGUUGCCAUGGGAGGCUGCCUGGCGCUAGCAGGCUACUCGGCAGGCUUAGCUUGGCCGCACUACGUCGCCACCACCGCCGCUGCCGCACACAUCUCACAUCAGAUAUGGCAUCUGGAUAUCGACAACAGAGCCCAGUGCGGCAAACUCUUCCGCCGCAACCGCCAUGUUGGCCUUCUAGUCUUCCUGGGCCUCGUCGGCGGCUCUGUCUUGGCCCAGGAGAACAACGGCCAGCAAACUCAGCCAGAUAAUUGGACCCAGACCGGGUCCCCUGUGAAGCCAAAUUUACUCAACGAAUAAAUAAUUUUUAAAUCGCUUAGUAUAUUUUUUCUUCUUGUGUGCCUAAAUUACUUGAGCUAAGGUCAUAAAUUGAGCCUUAUAUUCGAAAUCUUGCAAUAGUCAUUAAAAAUAUUUGAUAUUUUAGGGUGCUCAAUGCAUGUUUCAGCUGUUUUAGAUGCUGCUGAUGUAAAUGUGUGCGUUAAAUGCAUCAUCAAAUAUUGCCAUUGUGCCAUGAUUUGAUGCGCUGCUACUAUAUUGUUUUCAAUUUAGAAGAUUUUGAGAAAAUGAGAAGGAUGUAUAGCUCCUAAAAAAGUUAUUGUCCUAAUCAAUUUGAUAUACAGGAAUGUGCCGUAGAAAGUCUCGACUCAACCUGUGUCUGUGAUCGCCUAAUAAUUAUCCUGUUUCUGUAUUCAUAUGAAGAUCUUUGUGUAGAUCAAGUGCCUUGUUGUUUUGUCUGCAAGUGUCUGUUGUUCAUGUUUGAUUGUUUUGACUGCAUUUUAAUUAAUUUUUCUUUAUGUGCCAUGCUUCCUAACUGUUGGGAUGUAAUGCUAAUUUUUAUUGUAAAGUAAUCAAUGACAUUCUUGGGAUGAAUGAUGAACCCGUUUUAUUAUAACGAAAGUACAAUACCUAUAUCUUUCAAAUGUUUCAAUUCUUUACAUUUUCUGUCACUGUGCAUACAAAUACACGGGAAAGUAGCUAA
This is a messenger RNA of Hyalella azteca, 2317 nucleotides long. It is a transcript of the gene Coq2, whose product is annotated as 4-hydroxybenzoate polyprenyltransferase, mitochondrial. The record is from RefSeq and is a predicted model, not a curated record. The coding region runs from base 76 to 1638 and encodes 520 amino acids. The transcript has 6 exons. Gene Ontology annotation, cellular component: mitochondrial inner membrane. Gene Ontology annotation, biological process: ubiquinone biosynthetic process. NCBI's taxonomy places the organism in Eukaryota, Metazoa, Arthropoda, Malacostraca, Amphipoda, Hyalellidae.